UGUUAAUGUCAUGUCAUUUAAUGCCUGCCUUUCGUUUCGUUGGCCGGCCGGUGUACGAAACACAUUUUGUAUUUGUCGUUAUUAUUUCUUAAUUAUUAGAAACUAAAAUGUCCCAUUUUAAACUUAUUUCGACAACGAAAGCUUCAGAUGUGAUUCCUGUAAAUAAAUAUGUCUCGGAUAAAACUGGACUUACUGUUAUAAUAGCCGAAACCGAAGGCCCUCUCGUGAACGGAUUUUUUUGCCUUGCGACCGAGGCAGAAGAUGAUGACGGGUUACCUCAUACUUUGGAGCAUCUUAUAUUCUUGGGAUCUGAACGUUACCCAUAUAAAGGCAUCUUGGAUUUGUUAGCUAACCGAUGUAUGGCCCAUGGCACCAAUGCUUGGACUGAUACCGAUCAUACAUGCUACACAAUCAACACAGCAGGUGAUGCAGGGAUGUUGACUUUACUGCCUAUAUAUUUGGACCACAUCCUACACCCCACUCUCACUGAACAAGGCUUCAUUACGGAAGUUCACCAUGUUGAUGGUGAUGGUGAAGAUGCUGGAGUAGUAUACUGUGAAAUGCAAGGCCGUGAAAACACAGCAGACAGCAGAUGUGAGUUACGGCUAUUGAGAACAAUGUACCCUAACAGUGGGUAUUCAAUGGAAACUGGUGGUAUUAUGGAGAAUCUUAGAGUUUCUACUGAUAACACUAAAGUAAGAAACUUCCACAAGAAAUUCUACAGGCCGGAAAACGUGACUAUAAUUUUAACAGGACAAAUUGCAGCAGAUGACGUGUUCAAAGCCCUAGCCACUGUCGAGGAUGAUAUCAUAUCCAAGCGUGAAAAGGAACCACUCGCCGAAUGGGUAAAACCGUGGCAGACUAUUCCACCGCCGCCCAACUAUGGCGAAUACAAAGAGGAGUGGCCAGCAGACACCGAGGAUUGCGGACAGGUGUUAUUCGGAUGGCGAGGGCCGCUGCUUACUUCGCCAACUGCGAUGAAAGAUUUGACCGGUUGCGCUGUACUGCUUCGCUAUUUAUGCGAUACCGCCGCCGCGCCACUGCAACGAUGCCUCGUAGAGAGGGAGGACGCCCUCGCCGGAGAUGUGUCUUACAACCUUACCGAAAACAUCGCGUCGCUCAUCAAGAUCGAACUAGACAACGUGCCCAUGGACAAGCUAGAAGCAGCCCGGGAUGAAGCAAAGAAGUGCCUGGCUUCAGUCCGGUCCGGGGAGAUCACCAUCGACAUGGAUCGCAUGAAGAGAUUGCUGAAGAAACAGCUGCGGGAGAGUCUCGCAGGGCUAGAAUCGGAUCCGCACCACGCAGUCGCCUUUAGAUGCAUCGGCGAUGCGCUUUACUCGCAGAAUGAAAAGGACUUCGUGCUACGCAUGAAUCCGCAACAAUCUAUACAAGAACUACUGGAUGAAGACGAUACGUACUGGCUGGGACUGCUGCGGGAAUACUUCACGGACCAACAUGUGCUUAUAGUCGGCGCUCCUAGCAUACAGAUGCAGGCCAAAAUGGCCGAAGAAGAUAAGUCCAGAUUAGAAGCACAGAGAACGCAACUAGGAGAAAGCGGGUUGGCUGAGAAAGCCAAGCAGCUAGAAGACGCCACAGAAUUCAAUUCGCGUCCCCCGCCCCCUGGCACUCUGGCAUCGGUACCGGUGCCGUCAUGCGAGAAUCUGAAAUGCUUCAAGAUAUCCACGUGGAGCUCGGACUCAGACUCGGAUCCCUGCCCGCACUUCCCUCUACAAGACUUGCCCCUCUACACUAGAGUACACAGUCUUCACACCAAUUUCGUUUAUAUGAACAUAGUGUUCGACAUGACGUCGACGGACCAGAAAGCUCGCAAGUGGCUCCCUCUAUUCCUAAACGCGUUGGGUGAAUGUCCCGUACGACGCGGAGACGCGAUCAUUCCGCACGAAGAAGUGAUAUCGGCGCUGGAACGACUCACCGUGAUGUGCGCCACUAACAUCGGCUUUGGGUCUGCGGGGAAUUUCUCCGUGGGCUACUUUGGCAACUUCGUACUCACUGAUGUCAGAUGCGAGCCACAAGACUACGAGGAUGUAGUGAAUCUCAUGUACGAAGUAAUUUACUGCGCGGAAAUCACCAAAGAGAGGCUGCUAGUAUUCGCGCAGAGGCUGAUUAACGACGUCGCUCAGGUUCGUCGUAACGGAAAUGCAAUGGUAUACGACUCGCUGCGAGAUUCUUUGUACUGUAAAGACAGCAACAUGCACUGGUGUACCGUGCUCAGACAAUACAAGUUCCUCAAGGAAUUGGUGGAACAACUAAACGCGGGUGGCGACUCAGCCGAAGCCGCCUUAUCCGAAGCGCGUCAAAUGUUCAAGCGCAUCACGGAGCGAGCGUUUCUACACAUCGCUGCUGAUUUCGAUCGCCACAAACUGUCCACCGAACCGUGGAAGAAAUUCGCUACAGGCAACGAAAUUACACCUUCACAGCCGACUCUAUACCUAGACGCGGAUCUAGUAAGCGGAUGGGGCGGCGGUUUUGUAGCAGGCGUGGGCGGUCUCGAGUCCUCAUUCUUAGCGCAGUUGAGCCCCGGCCCGCGGGGGUAUCAGCCGGCCCCGGCCGCGCCUCUAACGGUCGCGCUCAACUACUUCACGCAGCUGGAGGGUCCGAUGUGGCGUUUGAUCCGCGGCAUGGGAUUCUCGUACGGCUACAGUAUCCGACCGGCGCAGAACGAGGGAAGAUUGGUGUUCUCUCUGUACCGCGCCACCAACGCAAUGGGCGCUUAUGUCAGGACUAAAGCCAUAAUGGAGGUAUUCCUAAAAACCGGCUGUGAAUUCGACGAGGAACUAUUCGCGUCUGCGAAGAGCUCCACAUUAUUCGAAGUUGUUCAAGCAGAGAAGUGUCCCGCAGACGUGGUCAGCCAAUCGCUCUACAACUACUUGCGACAACAAAGCACCAACUAUAACAGUGAAUUGGUGAGCGAGAUCGCCCGCGUCACCACGGAAUCCGCGCAGCAAGCGGCGCGUCGAUGGCUGCCGACACUUUUCAACGCGGAAGAAAGCAAGCUGGCCGUAGUGUGCCAUCCUACCAAAGUGACGGACGUACAGACCGCCUUCCACAAAAUUGGUGUAAAAUUGGAGACCUUUGAAUCACUGGAAACGUCUCACUUUAAUAAAUAAGCUAAGAUGAUCGGUAUUUUAAGAAUAUAUUCAUAGUUAUACGAGUAAGUCCAUUUUAAACUGUAUUUUUAAUAUGAUUAAAGCAAAAAUAAUUAUGUUACCCCCUUAUUAAUGAACGAAGAAUAAGCUUAAGCUUGGAUUUGUUACUAUAUGUUUUGUCUCUGUUCAUUGAAUGACAAUGGCAUUUGAGUGAUAGGAACAAAACACGUUGUAACUAGUCAAAGCUUAUUCCGCGUUUAUUAAUAAGGGGGCCAGUGUUUAUGUAUUGAUAACUUUCUCGCUUGGCUGUGCCUUACUUUAUAUUUAAUAUCAUAAAUAUUAUGCAGCUGUAGUAAAUGCACAUUGUAAUUGAAACUUGUGUAAUAAAUGAAUGUUGAUAAAAAUUGCUUUCAAUUUUACCCAAGAAUAAAAUAAAACAAAAGUUUUUGAUGAUAAUUAGUUUAAUUACCAUUCAUCUUAAAGCUAUCUCUAUACAAAAAAUAUAUAACUUAAACUUAAGUCAGAUAUAGUGAACAUCAUUAUAAAUCAUCUCACAACCGCUGCAACACCUUCAUAAAUUCUCAAACCCAUUCAUAGAAUAAUAUAAUAUCAUCAUUUUACAACAUCGUUCCGUCACAACAUAAAACACUGGUUUUUAACAAAUUAGAGAAUGUAGUGUGUAACCUUAUUUUUUACGCGAAAAUUUUUAUAACACUAGUCUAGGCUAACCUUACUUCGAGUAGACAAUAGAUACCUAGACGAUUGAGCUUUCCACUACAUCCUGCGUUCACAAAUACGUAAUUGGAAAAUAUUAACAUUUUGCAGAAAUUCAUCUUGACUUGACAUACAAUGCAUAUAAUAAUUUUUAAUCAUUUGUCGAAUACUUUUUAUUUCCAGUUACAAGCUCUAUAAUUACAGUAGCUAUUUAUAUUCAACAAAAUUUGAAUUAUUCAAAAUCUUACAAUCUUUAUGUUAUAAUAUAAAGCUUUUACAAAUUUUAAAGUAUUCGACAUAUGAAUUAGAAACAGCUUUGAAUUCACUUUCUUUUAACAUUUGUCAUUAAUACUAACCAGUAUUAGUAGUAGUAAUAUUUUUUGUUAGUGAACCAUUCUGAAAUAAUUCUUGAGGUAUAAAAAUAAACUGGCCCAAAGGUGCUACAAGUACGAACCAACUGCAUAGGCCAUCUCUAAACUUCCUAACCCACCACCUGUUACUGGUGAGGCUCAAUAUAGCUAUGUAUAAUUUAUGCAUACGAGAACUGUAUUUUACAUGUAUAAAGAUAUAUUUACAAGAUGCUAUAAACGAACGAACUUAUUAAUAAUAAUCAUAGAGAAAAUAAACGAUAUUCACAAAUAACAAUGAUCAAGAUUAUUAUGCAUAUUUGAUAUGCAUUUGCAUAGUUAUUUAAUGUAUAUAAAAGCACCAACAUUUUUUAAGCAUUUUACAUGCGACCAUGUUAGGUAGCAAUCGAAUAUUAUGUCGUUUUAUAAAUUUGGAGAACAUUUUUGAACGGUGCGAACAUUUCUUAACUGUAACUGUCUGCAUUAGUGCUUUAAAUAGUUUUGGUAAUUGUUUAGUUACGCGUAUAGUCUAACAUUACAACUAUAAUAAUUCACUAAAGAUACCUACCGACGAAUAGAAUUUUCUAAUAAAUGAACGUCUAAUUACAUUAAGACUACGUAAUAUUAGAGGCGGCCCCAUUUACAUUACCUAACGCCCUGGAGUCCUACGUUACCCGGACGCGGACACGCGCCGCGUAUGAUAAAGAAAUUUCUACAUACAUCAAGUACGUGCUUCUAUAUACGCUUCGGUAUUGUCCUUUUCGUGAUAUCAGUCACAUUUGAGGCUUAAAAUUCUUCUAGGGAGUCUUAUUCAGAUAUACUUCCAUUGUUUGUCUUAACCGAUGUAUAUAUAUAUUGUUAGCUUAAUAUGGCUGUCACCACACAAAAUGUUUUUAGAAUAUGGAAUUUUACAAUAUCAUUUAUGUAGUCGGUGACAUGCAAUCUCCUUCAAAACGAUUGUUGAAGAACGUGUCAAAAGGGCAUGCAGUGUCAUCUGCGUCGGCACAACAACAAGACUUUCGUACAAAGUGCGAUAAACGCUCUCAAACACGCAAAAGACGCAUGAUAGAAAAACAAAAAAUUAAUGCGAACAAGAUGCUUCGAGUUCAAUUUGUCGCACGCGACUCUACUACACAUGAUUUCCAAGAUCUGCAAAGUUUUCACAUGAUUACGAAACUAUCAGAUCUUACUAAAAAUAUUUUCCUUUUUUAAUCUGGUUUUUUUUUUCAUAUAAAAUAAUAUAAAUUUUAAUUUCAUUCAGACUUAAAGUCAACAGGUAAUUUUGCGCAGGCGCAUAAUUAUUAUUAUGGAAUUAUGUCAUAUAACCUACAUAAUUUUAGUAAGUUAGCAUGCUAUAACCAAGUUUCUUGUAUUACUGUGAUCUUUGUCGUAACAACUGACGCUUUAAUACUUACUUUCUCUCUAUAUAAUCGGAAACUAGUUCCCCUUAUCCUAACAGAUUUUUUUAUGAUCAUCAGCUACCUUUAUAAGUAAGCAUACUUCAAACAACAUUUAAUUGUUUGAUUGCAGGUAUCAAUAACUUGCAAUGAAUCGCGUAUUUUCAUUAAAAUACAGAAGUUACUAAAUAAUUUGUAUAAACGGCUUCUUCUUGACUUGCGACUGCAUCGUAUGGAUUGUACAGGGGGACAACCUAUCUCCACUGAUAUCGUAACAUUCCAGUAUUUCAUGCCGCUUAGAAAGCUGUGGCUUUGAAGAACCAAAAUCCUUCAGCUUUCG
Molecule: messenger RNA, 5905 nt
Organism: Chilo suppressalis (striped riceborer)
Lineage: Eukaryota; Metazoa; Arthropoda; Insecta; Lepidoptera; Crambidae
Source: the annotation of a GenBank genome assembly